Cavenderia fasciculata is the source of this 2091-nucleotide messenger RNA. Its product is annotated as SPX domain-containing protein. Gene Ontology annotation, cellular component: cytoplasm; plasma membrane; Golgi apparatus. Lineage: Eukaryota; Evosea; Eumycetozoa; Acytosteliales; Cavenderiaceae. The transcript is spliced from 8 exons. Gene Ontology annotation, molecular function: inositol hexakisphosphate binding. Gene Ontology annotation, biological process: cellular response to phosphate starvation; phosphate ion transport. The record is from RefSeq and is a predicted model, not a curated record. The coding region runs from base 1 to 2091 and encodes 696 amino acids.
AUGAAAUUUGGAAAGUAUUUAGAGAAUAAUCAAGUACCUGAAUGGAAGGACAAAUAUGUAUCCUACAAACAACUUCGUAAAAAUAUAAAGAGAUUUAAAUCUGAAAUUGAAUCUAUCAUUAAAUCAAAUAAUAACGAUAGUAGUAGUAAUCAUAAAUUGGAAAAUGAACAAGAUAAUAAUAAUAAUAAUAAUAUUUCUGGUCAAUUAAAAAGAACUUAUUCAAGUAUAAUAUUAAACAAGAGUAAUCUUUUUAAUCCAUUACCAAGUACAACACCAUCAUCACCAAUACCUCGUCAACAACAACAACAACAAUUACCAAAUCCAGUAGAUUUACAAUUAUUAUUAAUUAAUCAAAAACAAAUGCAAUCACAUAAUGAUUCAUCGCUGUAUAAUCAAUAUCAAUCGAAUCAAUUUACAAAAACCACUCUAACAAGAUUACAAGAGAUUCAAGAAGAAUUUAUUCAACUUUGUAUUGGUGAAGCUGAAAAAAAUAGUAAGAGUGAAAAGGAAGAAUUAAUGAAUCAAAUGGAAGAAACUGAAGAAACUUUAGAAUCUCAAACCAUUUCAAUUCAAAUGGAUCAAUUGGGUGUUGAAGAUGAUGAAACUGAAUUGGAAGAUGGUGCAAAUAAUAAUAAUAAUAAUAAUAUAGAUAGUAGUAAAAUCAUUUUAGAAUAUUAUAAAUUUUUAAAUCUUCUCAAAAAUUAUAAAAUUUUCAAUUAUACAGGAUUUAUAAAAAUAUUAAAAAAAGCAGAAAAGAAUUUAGAAUUAAAUUUAAAUGAUCGUAUAUUGACUAGAUUAAAUCAAUAUGAAUUUAAAUCUUCAAAAUUGAUUGAUAAAUUUUCAAAUCUCCUAGAGAAAAUCUAUUCACAAUUAUUUACAAAUAAUAAAAUUAGAGAUGCAAGAAAACAAAUGAGAAAUAGACAUCCAAAUUCAAAUGCAAAUGUAACUACCAAUAUAGUGGUGAAUAGACCAACGAUUGGAACAUCAAAUAGAUCAUCAUUUUUCUCUGGUAUAUGUGUUGGUUGGACAAGUGCCAUUUUAAUACUCAUCUAUUAUAUAUUGUAUACUGGAGAAUAUGAAGAUUUUGUUAGAUUUUCAACCGUUUACAAUCUCUAUAGUACACUUGGUCUAUUGAUACUUUGGUGCUUUAUGUUUGGUGUGGAUCUUUACAUUUGGACAAAAUCUCACGUUCACUAUAGUUUUAUUUUCGAAGUUAGUAAAACAAAAUUAAAUUUUGCCAAAGUAUUUCAAUCGGUAACUGUCAUGGCUGUAUUAUGGAUUACUAGUAUUGGUUUUUAUAUGUGGUUAAGUCUAAGUCAAGAUGGUGAUGUAUUUUUCCCUUUUCCAUUCUUUCCUCCUGCAGAAUACCUACCUCUUGCUCUAUUGGGAAUUUAUCUUAUAAUGUUAUUAUUCCCUGGUAAUUUCUUUCAAUUAAAUUUAAGAAAAUGGUUUUUAAAAACUUGUCUUACAGUCAUUAUUGCUCCUUUAAAACCUGUCAAAUUUUCACAUUUUUUUAUGGGUGAUCAAUUAUCAUCAUUGGUUUUAGUAUUGGUACAAUUUUCACAAUUUAUAUGUUUUUAUACAACAGAUGUUUAUCAUUCACCGACUGAUGCUAUUUGUUCAAAGAGGGCAAGAUAUAUAAAUCCAUUUAUAUCGGCGGCACCAGCAACUUGGCGUUUUUUACAAUGUCUAAGACGUUAUAGAGAUAGUAAUGGAGAUUUUGUACAUUUAAGAAAUGCUUUAAAAUAUUUCAUUUCAAUCAUUGUAGUUUUCAAUUCAACGAUGGAUUCAUUUUAUUCAACUUCAUGGACAAGUCCAUGGAGAAUUAUUUGGUUGGUUAGUGCAGUUUGUAAUAGUUGCUAUAGUUAUUGGUGGGAUUUGUUUAUGGAUUGGUCCAUUAUUCAAAUUCGAAAUGGUUCGGUACAAUUACGUAAAAAGAGAAUGUAUAGUCCAGAUUUUGUCUAUUAUAUUGCAGUCGUUAGCAACUUUGGUUUUAGAAUGACUUGGACCAUGACAAAGUCUCUUCCACAACUUGCCACUUUUCUACCUAGCUACAAAUUGGUCGUUGUCAUUGGUAUUAGCUACUCGUGA